AUGAUGGAGUCGAUUCCAUCGCCAUCGCCCGCUCCAGCACCAGUCGUAGCGCCAAUAUACUCGGACGCCAGCGGCCAAAGUACUCAAUCAAUGUUCACAAGUAAUGACAGUAUACCUAAUAUAUUCUUUGGCAAAGGCCCGAUAAAGUCAAGAUUAAAGACAUUUGGACAUAUGUGUAAGCGACAGCGCACUUUGGAAGAGUACCUACAAGUGACUCAGACAACUCCAGAAGUACCCCUGGCCAAAGAGCACGACCUCUCUACCACAUCCACCUCGGAGCCGAUGGUCACACAUCAACCUCACCUUCGCAAAUGUCUCAACUUAUUCGAUCUCCUUGCAUUUGGUGUUGGCUCAAUCAUUGGCUCAGGUAUCUUUGUGUUGACAGGUGUGGCAGCACGCGACUAUGCUGGCCCCGCCGUCAUCUUUUCAUUCCUGGCAUCUGGAUUUGCAUGUUGUCUAUCAGGUCUGUCCUAUGCCGAGUUUGCCACUCGUGUGCCAGUCUCUGGAUCAACAUACAGUUACUCAUACAUUGUUGUUGGCGAGAUGGUUGCAUGGAUCAUUGGUUGGGAUCUCACACUAGAGUAUAUGAUAGCCAGCGCGACAGUGGCACGAGGCUGGAGUGGCUAUCUCAAUCAGUUGAUCAAAUCAUUUGGAGGCUCAGUGCCGCAUCCACUCGACCCAUACUACAUCAGUGAUAGUAUAUCAAUUGAUUUAAUUGCCAUGCUAUCUGUAUUGGUGUUGACUGCAGUCGUUGCCUUUGGAAUGAAGGAAUCAGCUCGAUUCAACAAAGUAUUCGUCGUGGUCAAGAUCAUCGUAGUACUCUUUGUCAUCAUCGCCGGUUCAUUCAAGACCAACACAAACAACUGGACACCAUUCACUCCAUUUGGUAUCCGUGGUAUUUUCAAUGCUGCAGCCAUCACAUUCUUUGCCUACCUUGGGUUUGACUCUAUAUGUAAUGUGGCUGAGGAGGUAGAGAAGCCUCAGAGGGACAUACCCAUUGGUAUCCUUGGAUCACUUGGCAUCUCCACAGCACUCUACUUUAGUGUCAGUGUCGUGAUCACACUAAUGGUCAAGUACAGCGAUAUGGAUGUCAAUGCACCUUUAUCAGCAGCGUUUGCAUCAUAUGGGUGGAAGUGGGCAGAGGUGAUUGUGGCUGUUGGUGCAUUUGCAGGUUUGACUACGGCACAACUUGGUGGAUUGAUCAGUCAGCCAAGAUUAUAUUAUUCACUGAGUAGGGAUGGAUUGCUACCAAAGAUCUUCUCAUAUAUACAUCCCAGGUUCAAGACACCAUUCUUUUCAACAUGGCUAACAGGAAUAUGUGCAUCAAUCAUUGCACUAUUCUUUGAUAUCAAAGUAUUGGCUGACAUGGUAUCCAUUGGAACACUCCUAUCCUUCACCCUAGUGUGCGCAUGUGUAUUGGCCAAGAGAUAUCCAGUCCUCAAGGAUCGAAAGGACUCAAAUGCCAGAUGGAUUGUCAAGUACUUGCCAGCAGUGUUGCAACGUCCUAUUUACUUGUGUAUUGUUAUUGCAAUCUUUGCAGCGAUAUGUUCGGCUGGAUAUAUACAUUAUAUGCAUUGGUCAGUCAGUCUGGUGUUUGGAGUGCUUGGAUUGAUACCCAGUAUAACCAUCUUCUUCUUGGUACCCUGUGAUAUACCCGUUGGCUUCAAAUGUCCUCUCGUGCCACUCGUACCCAUACUUGGCAUCUGGGUCAAUGUCUACUUGAUGAUGUCACUCAGUUGGCAGACCUGGAUCAGACUAGUGGUCUGGCUGUUCAUUGGCCUGCUCAUUUACAUAUUCUACGGUCAGAAGCAUAGCAAUGCUGGACGAUACAUCCAGAUGAACACCUUUGGCAACACCAGCCCCGGCGACGACUUCUCAGACGACAUGGACGACAAACUGGGUGACACACCUCAAGACAAGCUGGCUGAUGGAGAUCCGACCACUGCCAAUGCCAACGCAAUGUUGUUGCCCGAGGCAGGACUCGGUCUGGACCAACAGAAUGAGUUACUAGUGUCUUCAGCGUCAGAGUCAGAGAACUCACCAACAUCAUCAUACUCAUCGGAUAUCAUGGACGACGAAGAAGACCAACUCGACGACCACGGCAACAUCCUACAAAGAAGGAAUGUAAUAGUAACCUACAGGGUCACUGGAGGUGGAGAGGGCAAUGAUGGCAGGACGACGCCACCGCCACCUCCGCACCCGUGA
Messenger RNA from Acytostelium subglobosum LB1, 2205 nucleotides. RefSeq lists its product as hypothetical. Bases 1 to 2205 code for a protein of 734 amino acids. The transcript has 4 exons. Lineage: Eukaryota; Evosea; Eumycetozoa; Acytosteliales; Acytosteliaceae. Gene Ontology annotation, biological process: transmembrane transport; amino acid transport. Gene Ontology annotation, cellular component: plasma membrane. Gene Ontology annotation, molecular function: amino acid transmembrane transporter activity. The record is from RefSeq and is a predicted model, not a curated record.